Molecule: messenger RNA, 897 nt
Organism: Prunus dulcis (almond)
Lineage: Eukaryota; Viridiplantae; Streptophyta; Magnoliopsida; Rosales; Rosaceae
Exons: 2
Coding region: 1-897 (298 amino acids)
Source: RefSeq, a predicted model, not a curated record
AUGGCUGUUUUCGCUUCUGGGGAUCUGCUUGAUCUCGUAGGCUCGGAAGCUUUGGAGCAGCUGAUGGGUAGUCGAAAGGGAAAUAUGGUUGGUGAAAUGAAGUUGAUGAUUGAGGAGGAACAAAAAUUCCAAGGGAAAGCAUUGUCGUUAUCCCAUACGAAGACGGCAAUCACUACGAUCAAGGAGAAAUUCACUGAACAAAAGCUGCAAAUGUUUGAACAGAGUUGUUUUGGUCAUCUCCUAGGGAUUGAGGACCUCAAGUGGACUUCUCCGAUUGUCCACGGGUUGCGGCUCAGGAAAGCUGAUCCCAAGACAGUUUCCCAACUGAACGGGAUCAAAUUCAUUGUUGGCAAGAAGGUCAUCCAAUUCACGGCGCAACAAUUUUGCAUCGUGACCGGGCUAAGGUUUGGAAACCUUCCCUUUAUUCCGAUUCCCACGAAUGAGAACUGCUCAUUGAAACGGAAGUACUUUGCCAACGAUAAAGCUGUGAUCCUGUUGGAAUUAGAAAAGGCCUUCCUCGAUUGCGAUGAUGUGGACGAUGUAUUCAAGCUUGGAUUCUUAUACUUUGCUGUCUUUGUGCUGUUGGGCAGCGAAAAAAAUGUCCACAUUGACAUGCGAUAUUUGAAGUUGGCGGAAGACCUUGAAGAGUUUGGGAAGUAUCCAUGGGGUGCUGUGUCUUAUGCGAAGACAAAUGCGUCACUGCUGAGGGCACUUUGUGCAGAUUACCAGCGAGUGAAAGUGCCCACAAAAACUGCCAAAAAAAAAAAAUCUGGAAAGAAACCAACAACAACGGCAACCGGUAGACCAAGAGAGUACCACCUCAAAGGUUUUCCGUAUGAACUUCAGGUGAGCAAAUGUCCAUUGAUGUUGAAGUUAAAUUGCAUUUGUUUACAAUGA